AUGGGUCGCGCUGCCGCAUCGCGGACGGCCAGUCUCAACACGGUUAAUGCGAAAAAAGUUCAGAUCAACGCCUCAGGCGGCCUUCAAGAUGCUGUAAACUACCUCUUUUUGAGAGUUCCCCCACAAAUCGUCAAAAUUUCGUCUCAAGACAUAAACAACAUUUACCCCACUCAAUCUUCCCCCCGUUCAGCUCACCUUUCGGUUGAUCUGGACUUCAGCACUGCUAUAGAAAGCAUCAGCUCGAGUUCUCCUCUCACCACCGCCACCAUUUCGGCCCAAGACUUUCCAGUCUUCACCACGGAUACUCAAUCAACAUGGCUUCCCAACUCCCCAUCAGCCCUGCCGGCACCAUCCGCGCACCAACUGCAGAGCCCCGUCGAGAAUCAGCAGGAUUUUGUCUUGUUCGACAACCCUCAGCCCCGUCAAGUCCUUAAUCGGUCUUCUGUUCCGCUGUCCAGCCAGCGCCGUCAUUCAUACCACAAUCGCAGAGACAGGCUUGUUUCUUCAGCUGUCCAGAAUCAGCGAGUGGCCCAACUACUCCAGGCUAUUGGACACCAAUCAUUAUCUUCAGUUAACGCCAACCGUUUCACGAAUCAGUUUUACGCCUCAUCGGCCCCGUCGUCUUCCGUCUCCCUGAGCAGUCAGCAGAAUAUCCAACAGCAUCAGCAAGGUUCUGCCAGGCCCCCUGUACCAUUGUUCAAUCAGAGCAUCGGUAGUGUCCAUCAAUCCGCCAAGAUGAUGAACGCGGCAGACGUAGACCUGGAUGAGUUCACCGCCUUCGAAGGCGGUGCCUCCACGGCAUUCUCAUCUCCAGCGGCCCCAUCCGUCAUGGAUUUCAGUGGUAGCAUGUCAAGCUCCACUUCAAACUUGGGCACUGUUUCUCCUCAGGAUUUGCUCGUCCAAGAUCCCUUCAUGUCUGCGCCAAAUUCAUCUGCUCUUACUGCCCUGACGUCUCCUUCCAUUUACAACGAGUCUCCGGACUUUGAUGGAUAUGACGUCUCUCCCAACUUUGGCAGUGCAGACUUCGAGACAUCUGGCGAUCCUUGGUACCCCCUGUUCCCUCAGGACUCUAGCCACAGUGGUCCCGAGUUGAAGCUGGAGGAUUCACCUGCCCAGAAGUCGGAUGACAUUGACUCUGUCGGUCCUGGUUCUGGCUCUGGCAACCGUAAGAAGGCUACCAACUCGCCCACAAGCAGUGGUCGUCAUUCUUCCGUUGCCGGCGUCGGCUCGCGCAAGCGAGACAAGCCUUUGCCACCUAUCAUUGUCGAGGACCCCCGUGAUACCGUUGCCAUGAAGCGAGCUCGUAAUACUCUCGCAGCUCGAAAGUCGCGUGAGCGAAAGGCUCAGCGCUUGGAUGAGCUGGAGGAUCGUAUUGCCAAACUUGAGGCGGAACGUGAUCAUUGGAAGAAGAUUGCUCUCUCGCAAUCUGGCGCGCAGACAUAA
Metarhizium robertsii ARSEF 23 is the source of this 1443-nucleotide messenger RNA. Its product is annotated as Basic-leucine zipper (bZIP) transcription factor. NCBI's taxonomy places the organism in Eukaryota, Fungi, Ascomycota, Sordariomycetes, Hypocreales, Clavicipitaceae. Gene Ontology annotation, biological process: regulation of DNA-templated transcription. The coding region runs from base 1 to 1443 and encodes 480 amino acids. The record is from RefSeq and is a predicted model, not a curated record. The transcript has 2 exons. Gene Ontology annotation, molecular function: DNA-binding transcription factor activity.